Molecule: messenger RNA, 3728 nt
Organism: Cygnus olor (mute swan)
Lineage: Eukaryota; Metazoa; Chordata; Aves; Anseriformes; Anatidae
Gene: MCM2
Product: minichromosome maintenance complex component 2
Exons: 16
Coding region: 16-2808 (930 amino acids)
Biological process (GO): DNA replication; mitotic DNA replication initiation; double-strand break repair via break-induced replication
Cellular component (GO): MCM complex; nucleus
Molecular function (GO): 3'-5' DNA helicase activity; ATP binding; single-stranded DNA binding
Source: RefSeq, a predicted model, not a curated record
CCAGGCGGUGGCAUCAUGCAUAUUCAUGAGGAGGGGGCGUGGCCAGACGGGGGCUCAUCCAUUAUUCAUGAGGUUUCGCGCGCUUUUGCCGCCCACGUGGGGCGCUUGGCGCGGAACCCGGCGGGGCAGGAAGGAGCCAUGGCGGACUCCUCCGAGUCACAGGCGGCGGCCACCAGCCCGGUGCGCAGCUCUCGGCGCGGCGAUGCCUUCACGUCCAGCCCCGGCCGGGACCUGCCCCCCUUCGAGGAUGAGUCCGAGGGGCUCCUGGGGACCGAGGGGCUCCCCGAGGAGGAGGAGGAGGAAGGGGAAGAGCUCAUCGGGGAAGGGAUGGAGAGGGACUACCGCCCCAUCCCGGAGCUGGACGUCUAUGAAGCAGAGGGCCUGGCCUUGGAUGAUGAAGAUGUGGAGGAGCUGACCGCCAGCCAGCGGGAGGCUGCCGAGCGGGUCAUGAGGCAGCGAGACCGGGAGCUGGAGCAGGGCAUGGGCCGCAUGAGGAGGGGGCUGCUUUAUGACAGUGACGAUGAAGACGAAGACCGUCCUUCGCGGAAGAGGCGGCUGGCAGAACGGGCUGCCGACGGCAUUGAGGAGGAGGAUGAAGACAUGAUCGAGAGCAUCGAGAAUCUGGAAGACAUGAAGGGGCACUCAGUGAGGGAGUGGGUUUCCAUGGCAGCUCCCCGUCUUGAGAUCUACCACCGCUUCAAGAACUUCUUGAAGACCCAUGUGGAUGACCAUGGGCACAAUGUCUUCAAGGAGAGGAUCAGUGACAUGUGCAAAGAAAACAGAGAGAGCCUGGUGGUGAACUACGAGGAUCUGGCUGCCCAGGAACAUGUCCUUGCCUACUUCCUGCCUGAGGCCCCAGCAGAAAUGCUGAAGAUCUUUGAUGAAGCAGCCAAGGAAGUGGUGUUGGCCAUGUACCCCAAAUACGAUCGUAUUGCUCAGGAGAUCCAUGUCCGUAUCUCCCACCUCCCUCUGGUGGAAGAGUUGCGGUCGCUCAGGCAACUGCACUUGAACCAGUUGAUCCGGACCAGCGGAGUGGUGACGAGCUGCACAGGGGUCCUGCCUCAGCUCAGCAUGGUCAAAUACAACUGCAUGAAGUGCAGCUUCAUCUUGGGACCCUUCUUCCAGUCCCAGAACCAGGAGGUGAAGCCCGGUUCCUGCCCAGAGUGUCAGUCUCUCGGCCCCUUUGAAAUCAACAUGGAAGAGACGGUCUAUCAGAACUAUCAGCGCAUCAAAAUCCAGGAGAGCCCUGGCAAGGUAGCUGCUGGCAGGCUGCCCCGCUCCAAGGAUGCCAUCCUCCUUGCCGAUCUGGUCGACAGCUGCAAGCCAGGGGAUGAGAUUGAGCUCACAGGGAUCUACCACAACAACUACGAUGGCUCCUUGAACACUGCCAAUGGGUUCCCGGUGUUUGCGACUGUCAUCUUGGCCAACCACAUAACCAAGAAGGACAACAAGCUGGCUGUCGGGGAGCUGACUGACGAGGACGUGAAAGUGCUUGUGGGUCUGUCCAAGGAUGAGCAAAUUGCAGAGAAGAUUUUUGCCAGCAUUGCCCCAUCUAUUUACGGGCAUGAAGAUAUCAAGAGGGGGUUGGCUUUAGCUCUGUUUGGUGGAGAGCCCAAAAACCCAGGCGGCAAACACAAGGUCCGUGGUGACAUCAACGUGCUCCUGUGCGGGGACCCCGGUACUGCGAAGUCGCAGUUCCUUAAGUACGUGGAGAAGGUGUCCAGCAGGGCCAUCUUCACCACUGGCCAGGGUGCUUCUGCCGUGGGUCUCACAGCCUAUGUCCAGAGGCAUCCGGUCAGCAAGGAGUGGACUUUGGAAGCAGGAGCCCUCGUGCUGGCUGACAGAGGUGUCUGCCUGAUCGAUGAGUUUGACAAGAUGAAUGACCAGGAUCGGACCAGCAUCCACGAAGCCAUGGAACAGCAAAGCAUUUCCAUCUCCAAAGCGGGCAUCGUCACAUCCUUGCAAGCCCGCUGCACCGUUAUUGCUGCUGCCAAUCCCAUAGGUGGUCGAUAUGACCCAUCGCUGACUUUCUCGGAGAACGUAGACCUGACGGAGCCCAUCGUCUCUCGCUUUGAUAUCCUGUGCGUGGUGAGAGACACGGUGGACCCUGUGCAGGAUGAAAUGCUGGCCCGGUUUGUUGUUGGCAGCCACAUCAAGCACCACCCUGGAAGUAAGGAGGCAGUGAACGGGGACUCCAGUGAGGUUAUUCUUCCCAACACAUACGGGGUGGAACCCAUUCCCCAGGAGAUCCUGAGGAAAUAUAUCGUCUAUGCCAAAGAGAAGGUCCACCCCAAGCUUAACCAGAUGGACCAGGACAAGGUGGCCCGGAUGUACAGUGACCUCAGGAAAGAGUCUAUGGCGACCGGCAGCAUCCCCAUCACGGUGCGGCACAUCGAGUCCAUGAUCCGGAUGGCCGAGGCUCACGCCCGCAUGCACCUGCGGGAUUACGUGGUGGAGGACGACGUCAACAUGGCCAUCCGGGUGAUGCUGGAGAGCUUCAUCGACACGCAGAAGUUCAGCGUCAUGCGGAGCAUGCGCAAGACGUUCUCCCGCUACCUUUCGUUCAAGCGAGACAACAACGAGCUGCUGCUGUUCAUCCUGAAGCAGCUGGUUGCAGAGCAGGUGAUGUACCAGAGGAACCGCUAUGGGGCCCAGCAAGACACCAUAGAAGUCCCGGAGAAGGAUCUAGUGGAUAAGGCCCGGCAGAUCAACAUCCACAACCUCUCCACCUUCUACGACAGCGAGGUGUUCAAGAUGAACAGGUUCAGCCGGGACGUGAAGCGGAAGCUGAUUGUCCAGCAGUUCUGAGCCUGGCACCGGCGCCCUCCGUGUGCUCCUGCAGGACGGAACUUCUGUGCUGCUGCCCACCUGGGUACGCUACAGACAUCACCAGCCAGAGGGCCUUGGCUCCACAUUCUCUUGCUUGCUUUGUGCCUUAUGGAUUAAGGAACUGCUGAGCUGCUGAAGACCUUGUAAAUAGUGCAGAGUUAAGUAGUUAAAUGCCCAGCCAAGUCUGUUUAGCAACUUUGUUCGCUGUUCCGCCUUGUAGAUGAGACCAACAGCGAGAGAAGUGCUGGCCACAUAGCCGACGUGUUUGCUGUUUGUUUGUCCCUAGUUGUUAAUGGGCUCAUCUGCAGGAGGGAUGAACGGGAGCAUUUGAAAGACAUUUGUCUGCCUUACCCACGUCCCUUGGAUUGCAAGCACCCUCGGGGAUUCUCUUUUCCCAUCUCUGGCGACUGUGCAGCCUGCUGGGUGAUAAUCGAGACUGCUUUCAACUCGCCGUGAACCAGUCAGCCUCUCAGCUCCAGACCUUUGUGCCUGACACUUGACAUUUCCCCAGGUGCCCACAUGGGCUGACCUUGUGCUUGGUUUGUGCAAGGGAAAGGGAGGGCACGGAGGAAGACAUGAAAUAAAACAUAACCAGUUCUCGUGUUAGGGGUGACCUCAGUGGGCAGUGGAAGUGCCUUCCCAGCGUGCUGGGGCAGUGUCCAGAAGCCUCAGGGAAGGGGCUUCCCCUGCCUCGCUGGGUGUGAGCUCUGUGCAGCUGUCAGCAGAUGUGGAUUUACAGCUGGAUCCUGCAGUAUCUCACACCCGUUUGAUGAGGGUGCUGUUCUGGGGAGUAGCAGGGGAGGAGCCCUGAGCUGGAGGUGUUCAGGGAGGGCGGGAUGGGCUGAGUACUCACAUGUAAUUUUCUUGCUGUGUGCAUUUUUAAUACAUUUUUUUCAAUA